Molecule: messenger RNA, 1364 nt
Organism: Cladophialophora immunda
Lineage: Eukaryota; Fungi; Ascomycota; Eurotiomycetes; Chaetothyriales; Herpotrichiellaceae
Exons: 2
Coding region: 116-1327 (403 amino acids)
Biological process (GO): biosynthetic process
Molecular function (GO): pyridoxal phosphate binding
Source: RefSeq, a predicted model, not a curated record
GUCAGAGAAGGGCGUGCAGCGCAGAGACAAACCGACAUCUAGAAUAUCACAACGUCGACCGCCCCGUCACUCCAGAUAGUUCAGGGACUUCUGAGGGUUCUACAUUGAUGCCACAAUGGUGCAACUCGCGACCUUCCAGCUUCCAAAUUGGAUUGAAGGCAACAAAGACAGCGCCAAAUAUGUCCUCGGCGGAAGUGCUGCCCCAAGCAUCUCGCUGGACGAUCUGGUUGCUCUAUCCACCGACCCUGCUGCGACCGAGAGAGCGUUGCAGUUCCGGUCGAUGAAAAUGAACAAUGGAUCGCUUCAGGGCACGCGGGAACUGCGCGAGCGGAUUGCGAGUUUGUACAGCGAGGACGUCCUACCCGAGAAUGUCAUCACCGCGACAGGAACAACCGGGGCCAACUUGACCGUCUUUCAGAGCCUCUUGCAGGCCGGCGAUCACGCAAUCUGCCAGUAUCCGACCUAUCCACAACUUCUCGGGCUGCCGGAAAGCUUUCCGUGCGACCUCUCCUACUGGAGGCUUGACCCCGAUAAAGGAUGGCAGCCCAGCGUCGACGAGCUUCGCAAAUUGAUCCAGCCGUCGACGAAGAUGAUCAUCCUGAACAAUCCGAACAACCCUACGGGCGCGCACCUCGACGGGACACUGCAAGGGAAAAUUCUGGAAAUUGCCCGCGAACACAACAUCAUCGUGUUUGCAGACGAGAUAUUUCGGCCACUAUUUCACAGUCCAGCAGCUGCAUCCACUCCGUCGUUGGUAGAACACGGAUACAGCAAGGUUGUCGUGACGAGCUCCAUGAGCAAAGUGUGGGGUAUGUCGGGAGUGAGGAUUGGAUGGAUCGUGUCUCGCGACCGCGACAUCCUAGCUCUGCUCCUCAACACGCGUCAGUAUACCGUUAUGUCGACGAGCCUGAUCGACGAAGUCGUUGCCACGGAGGCGUUGAGCCCUCGCUGUCGCCCACUAAUCCUGAAAAGACAUCUCGAAUACGCACAGCAAAACUUGGCCCGGUGGGAUGCAUUCGUCAAGAAGAACAGCGACAUGUGCUCCUGGACACGGCCCACGGCUGGAGCAAUUGCUUUCGUCAAAUUCUCCUCUCCGGACGGGACAGUGGUGGAUGACGUGGAAUUCUGUCAACAGCUCCUGAAGGAAGACGGGGUGCUCAUCAGUCCCGGGAGUCUCUGCUUCAGCACCGAAAAGCAGACCGAUUUCCGCGGCUAUGUUCGCUUGCACUUCACGCUCACUCCAGAGAAUUUGGACAAGGCCCUCGAAGUACUUGAUUCCUUCCUAGCCAAAAGGCGGAAGCUGUUUGCCGCGACAUCUCGGUUAUAGUCUUAGAGAUAGAUCAAGAAGUCUGAUACGUUUUGCC